GAUUUCUGCAGUUCCCCGGGCCUGCGGGGCUCACCCGGCUGCUCGCACCCCCGGAGUCGGUGGUGGCCGUGGGUUCUGCUCCUGGGGCGGUCCGGGGAGCCGCUGAACGCGGUGACGGGACAGGUGCCCGCCCGGGCCGGGAGCGCGCCCUCCGCGGCGGGAGGGACGGGCGUGCGUGCAGGCGAGGCCGCGCCCCGGCUGCACCGCAGCGUCUCCCCUGGGGCCGUGAUGUAGGCCGGGGAAGGGGGAGUCCGGGGGGAGAGGCCCCUUUCUUUCUUCCUCUAUGGGGGCACUGGGUUCCCCUCUGCACAUACUGAGUCAGGGGUGCAGGGUUCCUGUGGAGACCCCCCACCCCACCCCGCCCGGGCUUCCUCUGGGGUCCCGCGAGCGACCAGGUGGCUGAGGCGGAGCCACUUGCAGGGAUGACCACUUGCUGCCUCAGUGUCCUUUUCGCGUACACUGGAGGCGAAGCGGCCUCCGGCCUCCCUCCGAGGCAGCCCCAGGGCCGGGCGCGUCGUGAGAGCACGCGAGGUGACAGUAGCAUGUGACCGCGCCAGGAGAAAGCGUACAAAGGCAGUGGGCUACUCUGCGAACGUGGGGACCCGCGGCCCUCUGACAGAGGUCUCGUGGGCCGGGGUUCUUGCCACGGUCUGCCUCCCGCCUUCCUCCGCCCACUCUGAUCCUGGACCACCCUCGAGCCCGACGGCCGAUCUGAACGUGGUGGACGGGGGCCAAGAAAUCGCUGGAAGCGUCACCGCCGCGCUCUCGGCGAUAUUAUGAGGCCCCGCCGUGCAGGUUUGCAGAGAGAACUCUGAGCGCCCCGGAAGAGUCGCGGGCUGCUGCCGUGUCCCUCUGGAACGCCCCGCCGUCGUAGCUGCCUGCCCGCCCGGGCUUGGUGCGCCGCCGACGCGUUCGUGCUGUGCCAAAAUCGUUCUCAGAUGCAGGGCAGGUGCUUGUCAGGAACUUCGAAGGGCAGAGGACCAGGCACCCCGGUGUAUUUAUUCAUGAGACCGAGAGAUCCCGUUUCUGUAGAGGCAGCUCCAGGGCCUAAUACUCUUCCAUCCUGGUUUGAAGGGCCUCAGACUGGGAACGCAGGGGUUCGAACCUUUGUUCUGCUCGUUACUAGCCUUUGCGUCCAAAGAUGACACCCAAACUUGGAACUUGAGCUUUCUCCCUAAAAUGGGAGGUGAUGGUAUGCGUAGUGUCGCUCUGCUGAGGAUCAGCUGUGGUCAUGAAGGUGAAAACGAGAGGCCGGCUCAGUACGGUGUCGUUGUUAAGAAAUUCACGCCGGUUCCCUAACCUGGGGAAGAGGUGUGUUGUGCUUGCAGAGUCAGGUCCCGGGUCAGAAGCGGAACUAGAGCAGCAAAUGAGACGACGGGUCCACCCUAGUGGAGCUCACGUUCCGGCGGGGCACCGGGCAGCAAAGAGCAAGGUCGUGAUGUUAUUUCCGACGGCGUCCCGAGUCUGGUGCUUGCCGUGGAGUGGACGUUAGGCAUGACUUUAUAUGCAGGACGUUGGCUGAGGUUUGGGGAGCUCAGAGAUGAAUAAAACAUAGCUCUCCUUCUGGAGGAGCAGAGUGCGAGGAAGGACCCGUGGGGAUAGAACUCGAGUGGACGGCGCGCACGCUGAGAAAGAGGAUCUGGUGAUAUUUGUCAUGAGUGGAAUUAUGUGGAACAAUGUGGAAACACAGGAACUUGAACCAUACAUACAAACAUAGGAUUAAAUUAAAAGGAUUUACCAUACAUCUUAUGACUCUUUACUGGAGCCUUGGGAGAUAGAUGACUCCUCCUGUCUUUGUGUUGGGAAGCUUUCAUCCAUAAAUUAUAAAGGUGAACUUCUAGGAGAAGUUCCCAGUAUUUGAGGUGAAAGAAGAGCUCCUAUCAAGGUACUCAGAUAAAGAUGAAUGUCAUGUCUCAACCAACACUGAAAAUGUGAAGUUUAGAAGACAUUUGCUAAGUCAAGUCACCUCAUCUCUUUUCUUCAUUACUCUGGGAAUUUCCACCAGCUUUCUCCCUUCCUGCGCUGUGGAUGAUAGCCUUCACCUCAUUUAUUUCCUGUCUCUCAAAGAUCAGUCUUCGUGACCUAAGGCAAAUUGUUAUUCAAGUCAAAGACAUCAUAAUGCAGAGUGCUUUAUCAGUACCACCAAAAGAUCAAGGAGGUGUUUCCCUGCUCACCAGCCCUGUUGAGAAACAGCUGACUCAGAAGAAGUCGGAAUCUCCUGGAAAGACAGCAUGCACAGGUGAAUCAAGCAGCCCUCCUGGAACGAUUCAGGGUGGGAAGGGUCUGCAGAGUAAGAGUCAGUUUAGAACCAUCGCUCCAAAACUUGCGCCCCAAGUCCUGGCGCCCAGAGUGCUCCCGGGCCCGGCGCCCUCCCUCUCUGACCACGUGCAUCCAGGCCCCUCCCUCGGCUCGAAGGCCCUGGGGAUGCCCCCCCAGAAUUACGCGCUGAUGCAGGUGGCCGGCCAGGAAGGGACCUUCUCCCUUGUCGCUCUGCCGCACGUCGCCUCGGCUCAGCCACUCCAGAAACCCAGACUGCCUCUGCCCAAGAACCUGAAGCUGCCCAUCCCCCGGUACCAACGCCCAGGACAUAGCAAAGGAGCCAGAAAGAAACCGGGGUUCAGCUCCUCCGACAGGGGCUGUAGCCAAGCUCCCGCCCAAACCCAAGCGGCCCCUCGCCUGCCUGAGCAUCCCGAGGCCCCGCACAAGCCCAGCCCACCCGAGCCGGCGCCGGCACCCGGCCAGGCCCCGGCCUCGCUGACCAGUGGGGGUGGCCAUGGAGACCCUGGGCCCCCAGGGACCAGCGACCACGGAGGUCGGGACCCGCCUUCCGCCCCAGCGCUGUCCACACCGGAGGAGCCCUCCGCCGAGCGGGGCCUCCCGAAGAGGUCAGGGAGAGAAGGCGUUGCAGGCAAGAAGCCCUCCAGGAAGCCUGCUGUCGCCAGGGGAGAACUCGGAGAACAGGUCGACCCUGCCAGAGCCGCGACCCAUUUGCCGCCAGGCGUUACUGGAAACGCGGUUCAGGUGGUCCCUUCCAUCCCCAGAGGUAAAGUGCCCAUCCUGCCCUACUCAAGAAUGAGGGCGUCGCAGGUUUACAAAGGCGGAGCGGCUGUGAACGUUGCGGAUGUUUCUCUCCCUGGGCGCGGGGCAGCCGGUGAUAAGACCUCGUCCAUCCCGGAGGGCUUCUGUGCGGCCCCCCAGGUGGCCGACAGGGGACCUGCCCCACAGGCGUCGAGGCAGAGCCCCUGCGACAGGGCCUGCUGUCCGGCCACCAAAGCCGACCGCAACCACAAAGCAAAACCGAACGGCGGGGCAGCCGAGAGAAGAGGAAGAAAACGGAAGGUCCCGGAUGAACGUCUGACAUUUCAGGGUAAAAGGAGGAAAUGUGUCAUUAAUAAGUGUAAAGAUGGCAAAGAAAGAGCCAGAGCCGAUCCCCAGGAAUCCAGGGACCAAAAACCUGGGGCUGUGAAAAAAUACCGUAGCAUCAUGCCCAAACCUGUCCUGGUCCUGCCGGCCCUGGCUCCCCUGGCCUCGCCCGCGGCCACGUUACAGCCCCCCGCGCCCGGCAGCCGGGGGCACGCGUCGUUCAGUCACGCCCUCGCUGCCCCCAAGCAUCCGGGCUGCAGGCAGGACGACGGCCCCUCCCCGAAGCCCGGCUCGGCCUUCAGAAAUGGGUUCUCCGGCCUCAAGAAGCCUUGGCACGGGUGCCACGUGUGCGAGCACGCCUUCCAGCCCAAGCAGCACCUCCGCGAGCGCGCCAACACGCACAGCGACAGCCGGCCCUACAGCUGCCGGCUCUGCCGCAAAGCCUACGUGCGGCCGGGCAGCCUGAGCGCACACGUGCGGCUGCAUCACGGCGACUCCCGGCCCAGGAGGCUCGUGUGCUGCGAAUUCUGCGCAAAGGUGUUCGGCCACGUCAGAGUCUACUUCGGCCACCUGAAAGAGGUGCACGGGGUGGCCGUCAGCACCGAGCCCUCCCCCUGUGAGCCGCAGCCGGAGCCGCAGCCGGGGGACCUGCUGAGGACCAGGGAGCAGACUGCCCGAGGGAUGGAGGGACAGGCGGACAGGGAGACCAAGUCCAGCCCGGAAGAAGACCUCCUUCUAAACCAGGCUGAUGAGGUCAAAUUCCAGAUCAGAUGUGGCCGCUGUCAGAUCACUGCCCAGGCUUUUGCUGAAAUCAAGUUCCACCUGCUUUACGUUCAUGGAGAGGAGAUCCAGGGCCAGGUGCAAGAGGAGCUCUCACCCUCCCCGGGCAGCAGGGGAGCUCAGGGAGAACUGGUUCAGCAGGCUGCUCCUUUCUGGAAACAUCCUGAGAGAAGAAAGCAGCUUAAGCACCGUCCCUUGGACGGGGAACUCUGUGCAGUCCCCAGACUGAAAAAGCAACUCUACCUCCGUCAUCAGAAUGAUGUGGAGAUACUUGCAAAACACGAAGGAGCCCAGCCAGGACCCAGUGAGCCCGGAGGACACCCCCAGGGCCCCGAGGGUCCCGGCCCCGACGCUGCCCUCUCCCCGCCCCGGCCUGGCUUUCACUGCGUGCUUUGUGCACAGACGCUGGUAAGGAAGGAAGAGCUGCUUCUGCAUUGGGAAGAGCGGCACAAGUGCGACGACCCUCCGAGACUCUGGACGGUCCUCAGCGCGCUCUCCAGCCAGGGAGUCGUCGAACCUUCCAGCGAGACCGGGAAAUGAGACAGGAAGCCGAGGGGUAAGGGGAGGUUUCCUCUCCUCUUCCUCUGUUCCGUGGUGGUGCGCUUAAUACCAAAAAUCAGACAGGUUAGGAUCAGCGUUAAUGAGCAGCGUGAGUUUCGUACACAGUUUUAUUUUAUUAUGAAAUAUAUACGUACAUAUGCCCCUGAUGCAUAUUUUUCUAACAUAACGUAGUUUUAUUUUAAAAUUCUAUGUCCUGUUAGUAUCUGAGACUUUAUUUCAGAUUCAAUAAAAAGAUAAAUUUGCAGAUUGAAAUGUAGAGUAUUAUAGGCUAUUCUUCAAGUACAGUUUUUAGUAAAAACACGUGUGUUUGAGUUA
Messenger RNA from Mesoplodon densirostris (Blainville's beaked whale), 5019 nucleotides. It is a transcript of the gene ZNF438, whose product is annotated as zinc finger protein 438. NCBI's taxonomy places the organism in Eukaryota, Metazoa, Chordata, Mammalia, Artiodactyla, Ziphiidae. The transcript has 11 exons. Gene Ontology annotation, molecular function: sequence-specific DNA binding; DNA-binding transcription factor activity, RNA polymerase II-specific. Gene Ontology annotation, cellular component: nucleus. Bases 2029 to 4683 code for a protein of 884 amino acids. The record is from RefSeq and is a predicted model, not a curated record. Gene Ontology annotation, biological process: regulation of transcription by RNA polymerase II.